Molecule: messenger RNA, 2430 nt
Organism: Perkinsus marinus ATCC 50983
Lineage: Eukaryota; Perkinsozoa; Perkinsida; Perkinsidae
Exons: 16
Coding region: 1-2430 (809 amino acids)
Biological process (GO): intraciliary transport involved in cilium assembly; intraciliary anterograde transport
Cellular component (GO): ciliary basal body; ciliary base; intraciliary transport particle B
Molecular function (GO): intraciliary transport particle B binding; protein binding
Source: RefSeq, a predicted model, not a curated record
AUGUACGACGUGUGCACAAGCCGUGCUAAAGUCGGGAGUAGAGAGAUCAAUAAGAACAUCUUCAACCCCGAGUUUCUUGACGCACCCACAGAGUCUGCGUCUGGAUCGGGGAGCUCGUCCUGGAAUGUUGCGGGUCCUUCCUCUGAGCUCUACACGACAACGCCCUGGACGCUGUAUGAGGUUAAUGCUAUGCUCACCGAAGCAUACAAUAGGCUGCUGGAUGCUAUUCAGAAUCCUGAUGCUCCUCGGUAUAAGAAUAUAUCAUUGUGCGACGACGACGCUUCACGAAAGUGCUCUGGUAAAGUCGGACCAUUCUUUGGGGACUACCAUUGUUGUAUUAUUCGGACAUGUUUACCAGGAGAGAUGAUAAUCUCGAUCAUCCCACAACGAGUUCCGUACCUGGCCAGAAUAGUCGCCAGAAUAGCUAGAAGGAAGAAUUAUGAUGCUCCUACUGGAGUAUGGAAGAACCCUUAUGGUUUCGUAAGUACUAUUUAUGUUGAGAAACGUCGUGUCUAUGGUCCCUUGAGGAAGACUGUCGAAGCUGCUUCCCGUGAUAGGGAGGCCUUACUCAACGUUAAAUAUAGUAUUACCUCUGUUGAAGGCAUGAAGGCCUUCGUGAGAGACCUGCAUAAACCCAACAUGCACGGUGGCGUUGUUGUAUAUCUUGGUGACAGCAGUGGUAUUACGAACUCUCAUGCUAACUCCAGCUCCCAACAACCUAGUAGAACAUCGAAACAUGCCUCAACUAGUCGGAGGAGGUGGAGUAGGAUGAACGAUGGAAAUUAUUUUUCUACCAAGCAGCCACCGGACAGUGCGAAGCCUGAACUGACUGAUUUCCUGCUCAAGAGAGAUUAUACUGGGGCUGUGGCUGUACUAGAGUUCGAGAAGGCUAUUGGUGAAGAGAGGCCUGCCUCAUCACUCUGGUUAGCCUUCUGUUACUUUCAUAUUGGACAAUACACUAAGGCUAUCGAGAUCUAUGAUAACAUACUUAAUGAUGAGUAUUGGGGAUUCCACCGACGAUGCGGUAGUAGUAACAUUAUUGAGUAUUGCUCGAGUCUUAGUCUUCAGGCUCUAGACCAUCUUCGUACAAGGCUCUUACUACACACUGCUCAUAAGCUCAAUGACGAGGCAGCUAUGAUGAAGUGGCAUCAACGACUUACUAGGAGGGAUCCUACCUCUUCAAGCACCAAUGACCAGCAGCAGCAGUAUCUACGUAACCACUAUCAACAGGCUACUGACAUCUACAAGAAGCUGGUGGUGGAUAACGCUAAUAAUAAAGCAUUGAAUGUAUACCUCGCCCUUUGUUAUUAUAAGAUGGACUUUUUUGAUGUUGCCAAUGAGAUGUUAGAACCGUAUCUAGCCACGUAUCCUACCUCCAUCACGGCCAAUAACCUCAAGGCAUGCUGCCAGUAUCAACUUUACAAUGGUAGUAAAGCAGCCGAGGAUGCGUGUAAAGCGUUGAGUGAGCACAGCGCUGACCAUGGCGCUAAAGUAUAUAAUCAUAAUGAUAUACUCAGGCAUAAUAGGGUUGUAUUCCGUGAUGGGGAAGGGGCUCUUGAAAUAUUACCACAACUACUAGACAUAGUCCCGGAGGCUAGGUUGAAUUUGAUCAUAUACCAUCUAAGGGACCCUAAGGGAGAUCCUCAAGAGGCCCUCAAUCUACUCGAGGGGGUUAUACCUAGCCAACCACGAGAGCAUAUCCUCAAGGCUGUAGUACAUACUGUUAUAGGACAGCAACAAGGGGGGUCGAGAGCGUCGUUGCAGACAGCACAACAAGUCUUCAAUCUAGUUGGAGCGAGUGCUUCAGAAUGCGAUACAAUACCAGGACGUCAGUGUAUGGCAUCCUGCUUAUACCUGGGCAAGCAGUUCGAGGACGCUUUGGUGUACUUGAAGAGUAUCAAGGCUUAUUUCUCUGCUGAUGAUGAUUUCAACUGGAAUUAUGGUAUAGCAUGUGGGAGUGUUGGUGACUAUAAGGAAGCCCAACAAGCCCUCCUCUCGAUACAUGACACUCAAUAUACGUCUGAAUUCGGUUACCUCUCGUGGGUAUGCAGAUGUUUCAUCAUGAAUGGUGAUCCGACAUCAGCCUGGGAGCUGUACUCCCGUCAAGAGGCCUCCCCGUCUACGGAGAUCUUCAACCUACUGCAAAUGAUAGCUAACGACUGCUACAAGCAUGGCCACUUCUUUAUAGCCUGUAAGGCUUUUGAUGUGCUUGAGCGACUCGAUCCUGAUCCCGAAUUCUGGGAUGGUAAAAGAGGCUCCGCAGUAGGAGUCUUCCAGUUGGUUAUAGCCGGCAUGGCCCCAGCCGAACAACUACAGCAGGUGGUUGAUCUACUACGAGGUACUAGAGUGCAUCAAAUACCACAAGUCGAGUACAUCAUAAAUAGAGUCUUCAAGAAGUGGGCUGGCGAGAAUGGUGUCUAUCUUGAGUAG